CAUGUUAAAAUUGAUGCAUUUUAGAGGUUCUUUAGUGUUUGAAUAUAAUAAGAAUUUAGAGAGGAAUGUUGAAUUUAUAGAUUAAUUAUUGUAAUCAAGUAAAUACAUUUUAUGUGACAAACAUAAAUUGGGAGAAGACCAUGAAUCUCAUAUUGUUGAUGGAGAUACAAUGCCACCUAUAGAUGUUUGAGUUAUAUU
Molecule: messenger RNA, 198 nt
Organism: Paramecium primaurelia
Lineage: Eukaryota; Ciliophora; Oligohymenophorea; Peniculida; Parameciidae
Source: the annotation of a GenBank genome assembly